GAUCCUGCCUUGUGAGAGCCGCGCGGCGCGUCCUCCCGGGCUGAAGGCACGAUGGAGCCGAGCUGGUUCCAAGCGGGUGGCUCUCUGCUGGAAAGGGUCGCGGCCGACAGCUCGCUCUCUUUGCUUUUGGCCGCUUCUGCUUUUGCCCUGAGCUUGGGUUACUUGUUCCAGCUCGGCACUCGCCAGCAGCGGCAGUCUGCCAGCGGCCAAAAGUAUCCACCUUACAUUCCAUCAAAUAUCCCUUUUCUGGGACAUGCAAUUGCCUUUGGAAGAAAUCCUAUCCAAUUUUUAGAAGAUGCCUAUGAAAAGUAUGGGCCUGUAUUUAGCUUCACUAUGGUGGGAAAGACCUUCACUUACCUCCUGGGCAGUGAUGCAGCUGCUCUCUUGUUCAAUAGUAAAAACGAAGAGUUGAAUGCAGAAGACGUUUAUUCACGGCUAACUACUCCUAUUUUUGGCAAGGGAGUAGCUUAUGAUGUACCCAACGCAGUAUUUUUGGAACAGAAGAAGAUGCUAAAAACAGGUCUGAACAUAAGUCAAUUUAAAAAUCAUAUACCAAUAAUUGAGAAAGAAACUAUAGAAUACUUUAAAAGCUGGGGAGAUAAAGGAAAAAGAAAUUUACUUGAAGCCCUUUCCGAACUAAUCAUUUUGACUGCAAGCCACUGUUUACAUGGGAAGGAAAUAAGAAGCAUUCUCAAUGAGAAAGUAGCACAGCUCUAUGCCGAUUUGGAUGGGGGAUUUACUCACGCCGCAUGGCUCUUACCAGGGUGGCUGCCUUUGCCCAGCUUCAGAUGCAGAGAUAGAGCCCAUCGUAAAAUAAAAUCUAUUUUCCAUGAAGUAAUUCAGAAACGAAGACAGUCUUCUACGAAAGAGGAUGACAUGCUGCAAACACUAUUGGAUGUUACUUACAAAGACGGACGAUCACUAACUGAUGAUGAAAUUGCUGGGAUGCUUAUUGGAUUGCUCUUAGCAGGCCAGCAUACAUCUUCAACCACUAGCACUUGGCUUGGCUUCUUUUUGGCUAGGGAUAAAUCAAUACAGGAACAGUGUUAUGAGGAACAAAAAAAUGUAUGUGGAGAAGAUUUACCAUCAUUGACCUAUGAUCAGAUCAAGAAUUUGAAUGUAUUGGAUCGUUGCUUGAAAGAAACAUUAAGACUUAGACCACCUAUAAUGACCAUGAUGAGACUGGCUAAAACUCCCCAAACUGUUGCUGGUUAUACAAUUCUACCUGGUCAUCAGAUUUGUGUAUCUCCUACUAUUAAUCAAACACUUAAAGACUGUUGGAUGGAAAAUUUAAAGUUCAAACCAGACCGCUACCUUCAAGAUAAUCCUGCAGCUGCAGAAAAGUUUGCCUUUGUGCCAUUUGGUGCUGGUCGUCAUCGCUGCAUUGGAGAGAACUUUGCAUAUAUUCAGAUUAAGACAAUUUGGUCAACACUUCUGCGUUUAUAUGAAUUUGACUUAGUGAAUGGAUACUUUCCUGCCAUAAAUUAUACAACUAUGAUACACACACCUACUAACCCUAUAAUUAUUUAUAAAAGGAGAUCACCAAAUGAGACACAUACAUUGUAGAGCUUUUCUAGCACAGCUAAAGAAGUUGAAAGUUGCCUGUAAUUUGUAAAGAAAACUUGAAAUUUUGUGUUACAGUUUGCCAUUUUUUUAUGUUUCAGUAACUUGAAUGUGUUUGAGUUAAUUUUUCUUGUUAGAUGAAAACUCUUACUAAACAUAAUUUGUAAAGCUCAACGGUAACAUGGAUGAAGAGAGACUGGUUCAUAAGGCACAUAAGAUGUCAUAAUUUAAACAUGGGGAAAAAAACUAAAAUACUAUCAAUGAAUUUUUAGAAAUACAAAAUCAAUUUCAGGUUGCUAUAACUUUGUAGAUAUUGGCAUAGUGAAUUUCUGUAUGACUAACAAGACUCCUUCCUGGAAAACUGCUAUUAACAUGCUUACCAGAAGUUAUGUUAUUUCUUCUAAAAUAAAAUUUGAAUAGUUUUUUAAAAGCAGUUUAUAAUCAUUGGGGAAAAUAGAAUCUUGUUCCCUUCAUCUUAAUGACUGUGACGCCUGAUGCCUAUUAAGUUAAUAUAAAGCAUAUAUGAAAUAUUUGCUAUUGCAAUAUGGCAACUGUCUAAGUAGAAAAUAGCAAUAAAAUCUGCAGGAUUUAAAGAAUAAUUUGUUAAAGUGAUGACAUAUUAGUAACUCCUUUUUAGAAACUAGAAACAUUCAGUCAUUGGGGGGUUAUGUACUGUAACUAGGCAUAUAGAAUGUACAGUGGAAAAAUGUUGUUAUUUAACUAUUUGACCUUCAGUAAUGUUUUUAAUUAAAGAGAAUGAAAACUGA
This is a messenger RNA of Pantherophis guttatus, 2330 nucleotides long. It is a transcript of the gene CYP51A1, whose product is annotated as cytochrome P450 family 51 subfamily A member 1. NCBI's taxonomy places the organism in Eukaryota, Metazoa, Chordata, Lepidosauria, Squamata, Colubridae. The record is from RefSeq and is a predicted model, not a curated record. Gene Ontology annotation, molecular function: heme binding; oxidoreductase activity, acting on paired donors, with incorporation or reduction of molecular oxygen; monooxygenase activity.